This is a messenger RNA of Harmonia axyridis, 1935 nucleotides long. RefSeq lists its product as uncharacterized. Lineage: Eukaryota; Metazoa; Arthropoda; Insecta; Coleoptera; Coccinellidae. The transcript is spliced from 2 exons. Bases 313 to 1530 code for a protein of 405 amino acids. The record is from RefSeq and is a predicted model, not a curated record.
UAAAAAUUGACUAUAGUUGGCUUCUGAAAAAUAGCUCAUCAAGUGCGAAAAUAUUUCUGACAAAACAAAUUAGCUGAAUAUUAUAAUGGCUUUUAAGAUAUUUGAUAACGUCUGAAUAGGUAUUGUUGUCGGAAGCAAGUCCAUAUUGUUUGAUUAAAUAAUGAAAUAGUAUGUAUCCGUAUGGCAUGAAUAAUCAAAACAAUUUUCUAAUAAUCUUGACGCGAGUGAAUAUAAAAGUAGUUUAGUAAUGGCAUGAUAUUCUAAUCUCGACUCUACGAGUUCACGGUAUACUUCGUUGAUCAUAUUCAUACCAUGAGUUCCUCAAAUACUGAUUCUGUGCUCAGUGUUGUAGUUCAACAGAUGAUGAUAAACAAAAAUAUCGUGGACUACGAGUUUGACGUCGAUGGAGGUACCUCCAGAUCAGAUGGAUUCUUAGGGGAUGUGAUAUUUUUUCAUGUGAAAUAUAAGAACAAGAUAGAUUACCUCGUUCUGAAAACAGGAAAAACGAAUGAAAAUGUUAGGAAUCUUGUGGAUGCUGAUACUUUAUAUAAUAGAGAAAUUUGUAUGUAUACAAAAGUUAUUCCAUUACUAGAAGAAUUCGCCAAAAUCAAGAAUAACACAGUUUUACCAACAUUCAUACCCAACGUUGUAUUCCACCAUAAGGAAAGCCUUGUCAUGGAAAACCUCAGAAAACAAAAUUUCCACAUGUGGAAUAGAAGAAAACCUAUGACUUUAGCACACCUUGAGCUCCUGUAUGAAAAUUAUGGAAUUUGGCAUGGGGUCACAAUGGCAUUCAAGAAUCAAAAACCUGAGGAAUUCUCAAAAUGUAUAAGUGGUUGGCGUGAUUGCAGAUUCAGAUUGAAUAAAACAUCAGGUCUUUCGCGGCAUCUCAAAAGAGAAUUUUCUGAAGUAAUGAGAAGACUGGCCGAUAGGAAUAGAAGUGAUUUAGUUGAUGUUUAUAAAAGUUAUAUUGAUAAAAUAGAUCACGUGCUGUAUAGAAGAGACCUCAAAAAAGAAGACAUGCUGAUAAUUAGUCACGGUGACACUUGGUGUAAUAAUUACUUGUUUAGAAAUGAGCUUCCCGCCGAGGAAUCCAAACCAAAUCGGGUAUAUUUUCUAGAUUUCCAACUGUCCAGACCUGAGUCCCCAGGGCUAGAAAUGAGCAGUAUUCUGUACAAUAUGGGAGGCAAGGACUCUUUCAAUAACACCGAUAGGCUGCUCAAAAUCUACCACAGUAAAUUAUCAGAAACGUUGAAGAGAUUAGGAAGUGAUCCAGAGAAAUUGUUCACAAUGGACGACUUGAAGAGGCACUGGAAACGAUAUGCUUUUUUCAAUGUUUUACAUAGUUUCAUUUAUUCAAGAAUUUCACUGUGUGAUGACGAUGACGCUCCUGAUCUAAAUCAGAUGGCUGAGAAUGGGGUGGAUUUCGAUGGCGUUUUUUUUUUCGAGAUGAAAAAUAUGGAUUUGUUCUGGGACAGGGUUCUAGAAAUAUUCAUUCAUUAUGGAGAGAUGUUGAAAGAGCCUAUAUGAAUGAAUAUUUCGAACAUAUUUCACAAUUAUGCAUUGCGAAAAAUCAAUUUCCUAUUUAAUUACGUUCUUAAAACAAAAAAUAUCUUUCAUUCAUUUUUGUACAUAAGCAUAGUUUAUUUUGAAUUCGAUUUUAUUGUCUAACUCAAAAAUUGAAAUAUUGGUUUUAUAUUUCUAAGUAUGAAUUUUCUAUUAGAUUUACUCACAUGCAUAUUGAGAUGCAUAGGUAAUCAGAAUGUGUGUUUGAUUUAAGCCCAACCAGCUGAUUCUAUUGUUGAGAAAUAUAGGAUGAGUACGGAUAGAUUAGAGAAAAAAAUUCAAUAUGGAAUAAUUUCAGUCUUAAGGUUGUAGACUACUUUGCACUGAAACUGCAAUUCCGCUAGAUGGAGCUACCCGAAAAUUUUUGGU